This is a messenger RNA of Poeciliopsis prolifica (blackstripe livebearer), 950 nucleotides long. Its product is annotated as ly6/PLAUR domain-containing protein 1. NCBI's taxonomy places the organism in Eukaryota, Metazoa, Chordata, Actinopteri, Cyprinodontiformes, Poeciliidae. Bases 118 to 492 code for a protein of 124 amino acids. The transcript is spliced from 4 exons. The record is from RefSeq and is a predicted model, not a curated record.
AACUAGAAUCUGGGUAAUUUGAAGGAAAACGAUUCACGAACGCUGAAUAUACUUUAAAUACGCUUUGUACAAUGAAAAACCUUCGUGUUUAAGACAGAAGCCCAUCAUCCAGUUGCCAUGAAGACUGUUUUGACUCUGCUCUGCCUUUUUUCUCUGGCCUGCCACAGCCAAGCUCUGAAAUGUUACUCCUGCUCGUCAACCAGCGAGGAAGAGUGCAACAAGGAGGGCUCCAUCUCUUGUCCAGCUUAUUCUGAGGUCUGCGCCACCAUCACAAGCCCGAACGUCGUGAUAAAGUCAUGCUCGUACAAGGACUUCUGUAAAAAAGCUCACAGCAACAACUCAGGAGCCAAAAUUGAGUGCUGCUUUACUGAUGACUGCAACGGGCCCCGUCACAGCCAACAAGUCAACACCGCAGGAGCUCUGUCUACCAGCCCACUCGUGUUGAUCACACCGCUGCUCCUGCUGCUGCACAAAGCCUUCUGUCAGUUUUAAACUCCUCCACCGAGUUUGUUCCUGCCUCCAUCCAAGUUCAAAGAGGAUCCGAGGCACAGAGUGUUUCUGGUGGUAUGAAAUUGGUGUAAAAACAAGAAGAAUAUCAUUUUAUGAUCGCAGUGGUGCAGGGAUGUUUUGGGACUACAUAUGUAUGCUGCAGUUCAGCAAUUUUCACUGCCACUGAAAACAAAACAUUUUCUAAUAGUUGCACAAUGAGAUGAGGUAAUGCUAUAAAGUAACAUGUGAACCUGGGAGUGUUUAUGAUGCACAAAUAUGUGAAAAGUCAAUAACUCCUACUCAGCUCUGGUGCAGACAGGGGGUGGCAGGUGUGGUUUUGGAACAUGUGACAGCUCGCUUCACCACGUAGAAUUAAAUUACUCUUCACUGUCGUUACCGUGGCACUUUGAUCAUUUAUUGUGCUUUCUAGUUUCUCUGAAUAAAGACACAAUCACACCUCA